Anisakis simplex (herring worm) is the source of this 267-nucleotide messenger RNA. NCBI's taxonomy places the organism in Eukaryota, Metazoa, Nematoda, Chromadorea, Rhabditida, Anisakidae. The record is from the annotation of a GenBank genome assembly.
AUGAUUUGUUUGAUUGUAGAGCAUUUGGCGAAUGGUGAUGAUGAAAUAGGCGAGUUGUUUCUGAGGGAUCAAGUGCCAUCAGUGGAGCAGUUAAACGAUGGUAUACGACGAGCCGUUAUUAAGCGAACAUUUCUACCCGUUCUGAUGGGUAGUGCACUGAAGAAUAAGGGUGUGCAAUGUAUGAUCGAUGCGGUUGUUCGAUAUCUACCAAAUCCAUCUGAAGUUAUUAAUAAGGCGAAUAUUGUCAAAAAGUUAGUAGCGAUUUAA